Messenger RNA from Alnus glutinosa, 3159 nucleotides. RefSeq names its product receptor-like protein kinase 5. The coding region runs from base 36 to 2999 and encodes 987 amino acids. Gene Ontology annotation, cellular component: plasma membrane. Gene Ontology annotation, molecular function: ATP binding; protein kinase activity; protein binding. NCBI's taxonomy places the organism in Eukaryota, Viridiplantae, Streptophyta, Magnoliopsida, Fagales, Betulaceae. Gene Ontology annotation, biological process: hormone-mediated signaling pathway; protein phosphorylation. The transcript has 2 exons. The record is from RefSeq and is a predicted model, not a curated record.
CAGAGUUAAAACAAGAACUAAAGCUCAACCUCCAAAUGACGAAAACAAUCCUAAAAUUCAUCCAAUUUUCUUUCUACACCAUCCUCCUCCACCUCCUCUUCUUGAGCCACGCAAACCCUCAUCAGCUCAAUGAUCAAGAGCAAGCAGUCCUACUGAAACUGAAGCAACACUGGAAAAACCCACAGUCUCUCAGCCGAUGGAGUACCUCAUCAAACUCCUCCCACUGUAUCUGGCCAGAGAUCACCUGCAGUACCGAUGGCUCAUCAGUCACAGGACUAUCCCUCCAAAACAUGAGUAUCAACGGAACAGUCCCACCCUUCAUCUGUGACCUCAACAACCUCACAACCCUUGACCUUUCAUACAACUAUAUGACCUCAAAUGAGUUCCCACGACCUCUCUACAACUGCUCCAAUCUCCAAUACCUCGACCUGUCGCAGAACUACUUCGCCGGCACAGUCCCUGAUGACAUUCACCGCAUGGCUCAGCUUCGUCUGCUCAACCUUGGAGCCAACAUCUUCUCCGGAAACAUCCCAGCAUCCAUCGGGCAACUAACAGAGUUGAGAUCACUUCAGCUCUUCCAGGUUCCAUUUAACGGUUCUUUCCCGCCAGAAAUUGGCAACUUGUCCAAUCUCGAACAACUAGAAUUGGCCUGGAUGACGAGGAUCACAACAACGUUGCCUUCGGAGUUCACAAGACUGAAGAAACUGAAGUAUCUUUGGGUGGCAGGCUCCAAUUUGGUAGGAGAAAUCCCAAACACGAUUGGAGAAAUGGCGGCACUGAAGAAUUUGGAUUUGUCGAGGAACAAUCUGAGCGGGAAAAUCCCGAGUGGUUUGUUUAUGCUGAAGAAUUUGAGUAAAGUGUUUCUUUACAAAAACAAAUUGUCUGGGGAGAUUCCUCGGGUGGUUGAGGCUUCAAACAUAGAUGUUAUUGAUCUCUCCGAGAAUUACUUGAUCGGGACAAUACCUGAUGAUUUCGGAAGACUCACCAAAUUGUCGGGUUUGAGUUUAUUUAAAAAUCAAUUAUCUGAAAAAAUUCCAGAUAGCAUAGGUCGUCUUCCAGGACUGAUAAAUCUUAAACUGUUCAACAAUAAUUUAUCAGGUACUCUACCUCCAGACCUGGGGCGGUACUCUAUGCUUGAAGUUUUUCAGGUGGCGUCCAAUUAUAGGCUUACUGGCCAGCUACCACAACACUUGGGUGAUAAUGGAAGGUUAGUACGAGUGGUAGCUUCCGACAACAACCUCAGUGGUCAACUGCCCAAGUCGCUUGAAAAUUGCAAUAAUUUGAUAUUUCUUGAUGUUCAGAAUAAUAGGUUUUUCGGGAAUAUUCCUAGUGGCCUAUGGACAUUAUUGAAUAUGGGCAGCUUGCUGUUAAGCAACAAUUUGUUUACGGGUGAGCUUCCUGAAAGAUUGUCACGCAAUCUUUCUCGAUUAGAAAUUAGUCACAAUAGGUUUUCGGGUAAAAUUCUGGCGGGAGUUUCUUUCUGGAGGAAUUUGGUGUUUCUAGACGCCAGUAAUAAUCUCUUAAAUGGUUCAAUUCCUCGAGAACUAACCGCUCUUCCACGUUUAACAACUCUUUUGCUUGAUCACAAUCGACUCUCAGGCUCCCUUCCACCAGAUUUUUUAUCAUGGAAAUCGCUAAGUAUGCUAAACCUUAGCCGAAAUGCAAUCUCUGGACAAAUUCCAGAGGCAUUUGGUUCUUUACCAGGACUUACUGUUUUGGACCUCUCAGAAAACCAACUGUUUGGUGAAAUUCCAAGAGAACUUGGCCUCCUGAAGCUCACUUCACUCAAUCUCUCUUCGAAUCAUUUGACUGGGAGGAUACCAAGUGAAUUCGAAAAUGAUGCAUAUGCCAGCAGCUUCUUGAACAAUCCUCGUCUCUGUGCUAAUAGGCCGUCACUUAACAUUGCCAAAUGCAAUUCCAAACCCCAAAAUUCAAGAAAAAUUUCAUCCAAAUUACUUGCUUGGAUUAUAGUUUUACCAGCAGCUUUACUAGGUUUGGUAGCUUCAUUCCUUGUGAUUAGGAUAUAUCGAAAGAGAGAGCAGGUAUUGGAUUUGACGUGGGAGCUCACCUCAUUCCAGAGGCUGAAUUUCACAGAAUCUGACAUUUUGUCUAGACUGAUAGAUAAUAAUGUGAUUGGUAGCGGUGGAUCGGGAAAGGUAUAUCGUGUUGCUAUUAAUCCAUCUGGUGAAAUUGUCGCUGUGAAGAAGAUAUGGAAUAAGAAAAAGCUAGAACAGAAGCUUGAAAAAGAAUUUCUGGCAGAAAUAAAAAUACUGAGUUCAAUUCGACAUUCCAACAUAGUGAAGCUGCUCUGUUGUAUCUCUAGUGAUAAUUCAAAACUCCUUGUCUACGAGUAUUUGGAAAAUCGUAGCUUAGAUCUAUGGCUGCAUAGGAAGAGUAGUAGAGCAUCAACUAUCUCAGGUUCAGUCCAGCAUGUCGUCCUAGAUUGGCCUAAGAGGUUUCAAAUAGCAGUUGGGACUGCCCGGGGACUCUCCUAUAUGCACCAUGACUGCUCACCACCCAUUGUUCAUCGAGAUGUGAAGUCAAGCAACAUCCUUUUAGAUUCUGGGUUUAAUGCAAAAAUUGCAGAUUUUGGUCUAGCCAAGAUGUUGAUCAAGCAUGGAGAAUCUGCUACAAUGUCAGCUGUAGCUGGCUCUUUCGGCUAUAUAGCUCCAGAGUAUGCUCAGACGACACGAGUCAGUGAGAAGAUUGACGUUUACAGCUUUGGGGUUAUCCUUCUGGAGCUUGCAACUGGAAGAAAAGCUACUGAUGGUGAUGAGCACACAUCCCUUGCUGAAUGGGCAUGGCGGCACUUUCAACAAGGGGUCCCUGUAGUUGAUGCCUUGGAUGAGGAGGUGAAGGAACCCCGUUACUUGGAUGAAAUGUGCUUUGUUUUCAAACUUGGAAUCAUUUGUACAGGUACUCUGCCUUCUACCAGGCCCUCCAUGAAAGAGGUUUUGAAUAUUUUGAAGAAUACUGCAAGUUUGACAUCCACUGUUUGAUGCUUUUCCAAAUACCACGAGCAGAAACGUACGUUUUCAACAUUGUUUCAGAGAAAAUGAUGACUUACAUUUCGAAGGUGGAGUUAAGUAAAGAAAGCUUAUGGGAUUUGUAGAAUGUUGUAUAUAUGAGGGCUUCUUCGCUGUAGUUAUCUUAACUAGC